Messenger RNA from Metarhizium brunneum ARSEF 3297, 987 nucleotides. RefSeq lists its product as uncharacterized. The record is from RefSeq and is a predicted model, not a curated record. NCBI's taxonomy places the organism in Eukaryota, Fungi, Ascomycota, Sordariomycetes, Hypocreales, Clavicipitaceae.
AUGGCUUCCUACUACUUCGAUGACUCAAUCGGCUUUUUCUUUGAAUCAAACACCAGCGCAACCAGGCAGCAGUGCGACGAUUUCGCUCGUGCUCAUGCUGAAGGACAACUGAGGCCUGUGCAGAUACAAGGAACAUUUAGUUACACGGUUGCCGUGGGGACUACCAAAAUCUUCCAGUUUCGAACACUUGAUUCCAGCUUUGACAUGCAUGUCAUGAGUCUGGCCAAGGCAAUUCAUCCACAAUUCGUCGCCAGCUGCAAGUAUCAUGGCAUUAUCGGCCAAUCCCGGCCGCUUCACAUCUACGAGAUGGAUCAUCUUCCCGGAAUGGCUUACAUCGUAUCGCGCAAUAUCGCCGCCGUGCAGCCUCCCGACGCUGUGUUUCGACAACACAACACCGUGGAAGACCUAGCUAGCUUUUUCGCGCAGUCAUGGAAUAGCAAUCAUCAAUUAGAUCCGCGCGAUACUGCGACUCUGCUCAUGGAGUUUCAAUCCAAGUUUGACCUUCUUGCUCAAUCCUUGCCGUCUCGAUUUGCCUCGAGCCUAAGGGAGGUUCGCCGAAGCCUGCCAUCACUCUUCUCAGGGAUGCUACCUUUUGUCCUUAAUCAUGAGGAUCUGUGCGAGAUGAAUAUCUUGAUAAACUCUAAAACGGGUCAUAUGACGGGAAUUGUUGAUUGGGCUGAAGCGAGAAUUCUUCCGUUUGGCUUUGCCUUGUGGAGUCUUGAGAAUAUUCUUGGCUACAUGGAUUCCACAGGAUGGCAUUACUAUGAUAACCGCCAUGAACUUGAAGGCCAUUUUUGGCAGACUUUCCGGGCAAAGGUUUCCAAUAUAUCAGAAGUCGACAUGCACCUCAUUCGGCGUGCAAGAAUGACGGGCCUGUUCUGUCGAUAUGGCUUUGUUGUGGAAGGCAAGAUUUUGAAGGGCGUGAUAGAUCCAACGACUUCAUCGUCUCUCGUGUAUCUGGACGCAUUUUGCACGAAUGGUAUCUAA